Molecule: messenger RNA, 282 nt
Organism: Trichosporon asahii var. asahii CBS 2479
Lineage: Eukaryota; Fungi; Basidiomycota; Tremellomycetes; Trichosporonales; Trichosporonaceae
Exons: 2
Coding region: 1-282 (93 amino acids)
Source: RefSeq, a predicted model, not a curated record
AUGACCUCUUCGGAACAGGACAAGAUCGACGCCAAGGUCGGCAACGACAGCAACCACGACGCUUUUGACGCCAACGACUCUGCCAACCUCACCACGCGCCUUGAGCAGGGCAAGGCCCAGGAGGCUGCCGCCGACGCCGACACGCCCGAGGUCGCCGCGCUCAAGAAGGACCCGACCGCCCCUGCGCGCAUGCACGGCAACGAGCCGAGCCGCGGCGCCAAGAUCGACGCCCAGAUCCAGGCCGAGGAGGAGGCCGAGCUCGAGCGUAAGGGCAAGGCUUAA